CGACCCUUCCUCACCAACUAUGCUACCCAGCUCCUGGUCCAGGCCCUGGUACUCUCCCGCCUAGACUACUGCAACUCCCUCCUGGCUGGCCUCCCUGCGUCCGCCACCCGUCCGCUCCAGCUCAUCCAGAACUCUGCUGCUCGCCUGGUGUUCUCUCUACCUCGCUUCGCCCACGCUACUCCACUACUCCGCUCGCUCCACUGGCUCCCGAUCACCGCUCGCAUCCAGUUCAAGACUCUUGUACUAGCCUACAGAUGCCUUGAUCAGACUGCACCCAGCUACCUCCAGACCCUCAUCUCUCCCUACACCCCCACUCGACCUCUCCGCUCCGCCUGCACUAGAAGACUGGCUCUACCUCCGCUACGCUCCCCUGCCUGCCGAGCCCGCUCCUUCUCCACCCUUGCUCCGCAGUGGUGGAACGACCUUCCUACAGAUGUCAGGACUGCCCAGUCCCUGACCACAUUCCGGCGCCUCCUUAAGACUCACCUCUUCAAACAGCACCUGUAGAACUCCUCUGUUGUAUCCUGGGACACUAUCACCCUUCAUUUAAAUAUGCUUUAUUUUGCUCUUAUCUGCCCCCUAUUUUACUGCAUUUAAUCCUGUACCUCAGAAUAUUGUAAUCUGCCAAGUGUUUAAUCUGUAGUAUUUUGUACUUAAUCAUAUCCUGAUGUAACUAUCACUAUUUAAUCAUAUCCUGAUGUAACUUUCACUAUUAUCUGCUGUAUUAUUGAAUUGUGAUUUGUCACACUUGAGAAUUAUUGUAUUUCUUGUUCUUAUUGUAUGACUUAUAUUGUAACACUUGAAUGUAUUUGUAUUUGCUUGCGAUUGUAAGUCGCCCUGGAUAAGGGCGUCUGCUAAGAAAUAAAUAAUAAAAUAAUAAUAAUCACAGGUGUGGCCAUUUUCCAAUUAGGUAAUUGAGUGCUAACUGGGGAAUGGUCACUUGCAUAUAAGGGAGGAGAAAUCCUUUGUGUGGUGAAGGGAGUUUGGUGAUCUGUAUUGUGACAAAGGUGAUUGCCCAGCCUAUGUAGUAUUGCUAUUGUUUAACCCUUUGAUUUUGUCCCUUGUACCCUGUUUAUUUGCUAUUUGUUUAAAUAAAUGUGGACGCAAGUGCUUGAACUGCAGAUUCCUUGUCUCCUGAGCACCCCCUAGAGACUCAGAGCAAGACUGCAGUUUCCUUGUAUAUGGGACAUUGCUUUCAGUUGCUGAAAGUGCUGGCUGAAUGCCAGGCUCAGCGUGCCUGCCAGCUUCCUGUCAAUAACCAUGUUUUUGGACAUGACCCUUGUCCAGGUGUAACUAAAUACCUUCUUGUCUCAUAUAAAUGCAAACCAACGGAACACAAAACCAAAGUAGGGUGUGAAGGGGAACAGUUGAAACUGCAGUGUAAGGAUCCUAGAGUGAUUAACAUCUACUCGGCAGUCUAUGGUAGAUGGCAGGAUGAGAAUGAGGUCUGCUCCUUGGGUGACAAAUUACCUCAGUUUGAAUGUUUAUUCCAUGGAGCUGUGGAGUUUGUAUCACAGAUGUGCUAUGCCAAACAGAGAUGUAAUCUAAUGGUCAACAACCACCAUUUCAAAGACCCAUGCUUCCCUGGAGUUAGAAAGUACCUCCGAAUAAUCUACAAGUGUGUUCCAAAGAUUUUACUCAAAGAAGUAGAUCCAAGUUUGUCAAAGCUGAUCCCUUCUUUGAAACAAAAUCAUGAAAAUGGGAUAAUUUUGCAACCCAAAGGAUCAAGACUUCCAGACAAUAAUAGUAUUCUUGUCAGCAACUCUCUGGCUGUGUAUGCUUAUAUUAAAGAUCACCCAGAAAGAACAGCCCUGCUGUUUGUUUCUAGUGUCUGUAUGGGCCUGUUCAUCACCUUGUGUGCGCUGGUGCUCCGAGUGUCCUGCAGGAAGGAGCUCCAGACCCCGUGUCACGGGAGAUUACUGCACAGCAGAGACUCCAAAGGGGAAGAAGAUACUAACGACACUAACGAGGAGGGCUCGUCAGACUCCUGCCAUAUGAACGGCAUCUACAGAACUGCAACCAUCGAUCUGGACCCAGCGGAGGCAGCCGAACUGGCAGAAAGAAUAGAAAGGCGGGAACAAAUAAUCCAAGAGAUCUGGAUGAACAGCUGCUUAGAUGGGACAAUAAUCAGAAGUAUAAACCAGUAUUAUUGAACACUGGAACUGUAAAAAACUUUUGUUUUGUUUUCAAAUGUAUUAUUAUUAUUUUACAUAUUUAUAAUAACCCUUUUAGACCAUGGAUACUUUUUGAGGAGCCCUGCAGAUUCUUUAUUGCAGGAUUGUCUGUGGUAUUUUGAAAUUAUAUCCUAUUUAUUUUAUUUAUUGUAGAAGGACAAACUGUUCUUUCAAACAAAAUAUAGCUUGGUGGUUAUCCACACUUUUGUAAAAAAAAAAAAACCUCACUGCUUUGAUAAACUGUCCUUCUGUAACUCCCAAGGUAGAUUGCAUCAAAACAUGACAUGUCUGGAAUAUUGUUUUCCAGGUUAUAGUGUACAGUAGGUAUCUCCAUCUGCUGUCCUUAUGAUGGGGUAUAGAGACCCCAGUGAAUUUUAAGGGUUAAUAUGCUGUACUCCUUCUGUGACGCUCAGAUCACAAGUAUCACUGUGCCGGCCUCAUACUGGCUCCUAGUGGACAGAGGUCAUCCUAACAAAUAGGCAGAAUUGCUUGAGUGUUCCAGAAGAGAAUAGCAUUGGGUCGAUUUGAAGUGCGCUGCUUGCAGACCUACAAGGGAAAGUGAAGCUUCAAAUCUGACCCUAGCCAAUGCCAUUGUUUUUCAUGUUUUAUGAGGACUGAAAUCACAACAGAAAUUAUCACUAAAUGACCAUCAUUGGUCAGUGGUCCACUCCCUGGGUGCCACUGCAAGUGACUGCUCUAAAGGUGCAUGUUCUCCUUAACCGAGGAUUGAACCCCAGCCUCUAGGUCCAACGUCCUGCCCUGUGCCAAAAAAGCUAGGCUCCAGUUACAUAAAGGCUUUUAUGAGAUCUACAUUCUAAACCCUAGAACAUUGCCAGCAGCGUUUUGUAUUUUGAGCUUGCAAACGACAUUCAGAGCAAGAAUGUGCCUAUUUAUUCACAAAGGAAGAUGGCAAAAAGGCUUCAACAUGUUCAAAGAGGGAAGAAGCUUGCUGUAGCUGGAAGUAUUAAUCCAUGAAAGCCAAAAAAAAAAAAAAAACCUAUGCUAAAUCUCAGUUGAGAUGGGAAUGAGGGUGUCAUCCACAGUGGAUGAAAUCACAUACCAUGUGAAUAAGCAUAAUCUUGUUUUUGACACUGCAGCUUUAAAAUUACAUUUCUAUCUUGUAUGUUUAUAAAUGUUCGUUGGCUGCCUCUAA
Molecule: messenger RNA, 3327 nt
Organism: Acipenser ruthenus (sterlet)
Lineage: Eukaryota; Metazoa; Chordata; Actinopteri; Acipenseriformes; Acipenseridae
Product: protein eva-1 homolog C-like
Exons: 7
Coding region: 1182-2153 (323 amino acids)
Cellular component (GO): extracellular region
Molecular function (GO): heparin binding; carbohydrate binding
Source: RefSeq, a predicted model, not a curated record